This is a messenger RNA of Brassica rapa (field mustard), 868 nucleotides long. RefSeq names its product putative F-box/FBD/LRR-repeat protein At5g56810. The record is from RefSeq and is a predicted model, not a curated record. Lineage: Eukaryota; Viridiplantae; Streptophyta; Magnoliopsida; Brassicales; Brassicaceae. Gene Ontology annotation, molecular function: protein binding.
CGAUAUUUUCCUUUUCCAAUCUCCAUUCUAGUUUCAGAUCUUUUUUGUUCUUGGAGGCGAUGUCAGCUGCAAUAUUAGGUACCGAAGAUGUUACAUCCUCGGAUAUGAUCAGUCAUUUACCCGAUGAUUUGCUCUUAGGAAUACUCUCAUUAGUUCCAAUAAGCGAGGCAAUGAAUGCAAGCUUACUCUCUAAACGAUGGAUAUCUCUGUGGAAGAUGAUGCCAGUGCUUGAGUACGUUGAAAAUUCUUGUCCGAACAUGACUUCCCAUGGAUUUCUCGAGUUUUGCCGCAGGUCGUUGCGAUUACAUGAAGCUACUGUACUCAAAACCCUAACGAUCAAACUAAAGAAACAAUCUGUUUCUCUUAUACUCCCAAGUUGUUUCCCUGAAACAGUCUUCAAAAAACUGGUCGUCCUGAAACUCCACACCAUCUUUUGUCUUGAAUUUGAUGUUUCCCCACCGGUUUGUUUCCGGUCCCUGAAAAGUCUGCACAUCGCACAUGUGUGGUUCCGUUAUGAAGAAUCUUUAUGCAGACUAAUAUCGUCUUGUCCUGUUCUUGAAGAUCUCUUAAUCAAUGAAGUUAGACUUCGCGGUCGCCAAAGACUCGAGAUAACAAAUUCUCCUUCUUUGAAGUACUUAAAGAUCAAAGAUUUCUCUGGUGAUAUCAUAUUUACUGAGGAUAUGCCUAAUCUGGUGGAGGCUACCCUUAAAGUUGAUCAACGUCCUAAAGAUUUUCUCAGAUUUCUUACUUCAGUCGAGUUUCUUUCGAUACCUUUACAUGCUAAGGAGGUAGACUGUUAUUGUUUUAUUUGAUAAACUAGCACUUUUUUCUUUUUAUUUUUGAUAACCCUUGUAAUGUUGGGUGACGU